AAGAUAUUGACCACCAUGUGGCCUGACGAGCGUGGCAGCUCAAGAGCCUUGGAGAUACCAACAAGUCAACAGAAUGCCGGCGGCAGUAGUCAACAGGAGACUCUGGCAGAUAUUGAACACAUAUCGACGAUAGCUGGAUCGUUAGCAUCUAUAUCCCUAUCGCAUACUCAGAUGCGUUAUCAAUGUACAAAUGAUGCUGGCUAUGAUACGGAACAUACAUCAUUGAAUUCGGAUUUCGAUGAGGCUGAACUAAGGAGAGAACUACUACGAGAUAAAUGGAAACUCUUAUUUGACAUGUUUGAUCCUGAGGGUUUUGGCGAAAUAUCCGUCUCAGAAUUCCUGGUUGCCUUAAAAUCACCGGAAUUUCUAUCCCAAGUGCCUAUGAAUAAGCGUGACCUAUUAUUGGAACGGGCCAAGAAAGCUCAAUUGCCCACUGGUCCGGGCUAUGUGACAUUUCAGGACUUUGUCAAUGUGAUGAGUGGCAAGCGAACGCGCAGUUUCAAAUGUGCAGUGCAUCAUCGAGAUCGUGAGGUUUGCUCUGAAAACGAUUUUCAAUUGGUUUUGAGUGAGCCGCCGCUUUUUAGAAAGAUGGUGCAUGCCGUUGCCAUGGAGGUCCUGCCAGAGGAGCGGGAUCGUAAAUAUUAUGCCGAUCGUUAUACCUGCUGUCCACCGCCAUUUUUCAUUAUUAUGGUGACGAUGAUUGAGCUGGGAUUUUUUCUCUAUCAUUCGCUAAUUGCGGGAGAGGCAGCACCGACAGGACCCAUACCCACCGAUUCCAUGUUCAUUUAUCGUCCAGAUAGACGACAUGAGAUUUGGCGUUUCUUAUUUUAUAUGGUACUCCAUGCUGGUUGGUUUCAUCUCGGGUUCAAUGUGGCUGUGCAGCUGCUAUUCGGUUUGCCAUUGGAAAUGGUCCAUGGCUCGACGAGAAUAGCCUGCAUAUAUUUCUCUGGUGUCCUGGCUGGUUCCUUGGGUACCAGCAUAUUCGAUCCGGAUGCCUAUCUGGUGGGCGCCAGUGGCGGUGUUUAUGCCUUGUUAGCGGCACAUUUGGCCAAUGUGUUGCUUAACUAUCAUCAGAUGCGUUAUGGUGUCGCUCGUUUGGCAUUUAUUUUGAUAUUUGCCUCAUUUGACUUUGGUUUUGCCAUAUACGCUCGAUAUGCCGGCGAAUAUAUUAUGCCUUGCCAAGUGGGCAUCCCCUUUUCGGCUGUAUCCUAUGUGGCUCACUUAGCUGGUGCUGUGGCUGGCCUGACCAUCGGUCUGCUGGUCCUCAAGAAUUUCGAACAGAAGCUACACGAGCAAUUGCUCUGGUGGAUUGCAUUGGGCACCUACACGGCCUGUGUGGUCUUUGCCAUUGCCUUCAAUAUACUCAAUGGCUUUGCCUUGUUCAAUAUGCGUGUGGAGAAAAUUCGAGUAACUGAAACAUAUUUCAAUGACUUUCGAGUCUAAAAACAAAAAAAAAAAACGUUUUUUUUUGUUUUGUUCUU
Molecule: messenger RNA, 1481 nt
Organism: Drosophila willistoni
Lineage: Eukaryota; Metazoa; Arthropoda; Insecta; Diptera; Drosophilidae
Gene: stet
Product: protein rhomboid
Exons: 7
Coding region: 16-1443 (475 amino acids)
Cellular component (GO): membrane
Molecular function (GO): serine-type endopeptidase activity
Source: RefSeq, a predicted model, not a curated record